CCAAACAAUCGCGCGCGCGCGCCUUCCUUCCUCGUGCCGCUCGCACGCGCUCUCCCCUUUGUCAGCCGACUCUGAUUUGCUGUCGGCGUACAACUGGCGGUUCCUCCGGGCUCGUUCUCUUCCCGUCCGCCUACCUUCCUCUGCUUUAAGCCCCAGAGCCACCUCCCCUUUAAGUCCGGCUGGCUCUUCCCCCCUCGUCGCGCUCGCCUGCUCGCUCCUCUUGUGUCUGAUUUGUCUCGCGCGGCCGCUGCCGCCGCCGUCGUUAACCGUCUCGCCCGAGUCAGGCAGGGGGGAAGCAAGGCGUCCGUUGCCGCCGCCGCCGCCGCUCGGCCGUUACCAUGGCGGGUGGUUCGGCUUGCGCUGCUCGCCGCCCCCUCCCGCCGACCGUUGGACUGGCGUUCCUGGGGCUGGCGCUGGUGCUUGGGGGCCACCGGGGAGCCCAAGCUUUAUUGUGCUUGUGUUCUGAAUGUAACCAAGCCAACGCCACAUGUGAAACAGAUGGUGCCUGCAUAGUCUCCAUAACAAACGUGAAUGGGAUGCAGCAUCAUGUCCGGACCUGUAUCCCUAAAGGAGAGCUGAUUCCUGCUGGAAAACCCUUCUUCUGCCUCAGUUCAGAGGAUGUACGCAACACAUACUGCUGCUACAAGGACUACUGUAAUAAAAUUGAUCUUAUGGUACCCAGGGGACAUCAAAAAGAUGAAACUCCUUCAGGUUGGGGGCCUGUGGAGUUGGUAGCUGUUAUUGCAGGACCAGUCUUUCUUGUGUUUAUCAUCAUGAUUAUAGUUGUUUCUGUGUUUCAUCACCAUCAACGAGUAUAUCAUAAUCGUCAAAGACUAGACGUGGAAGAUCCAUCUUGUGAGAUGUGCUUAUCCAAGGACAAAACCCUGCAAGAUCUAGUAUAUGAUUUGUCUACCUCUGGCUCUGGGUCAGGUUUGCCACUUUUUGUCCAGCGCACUGUGGCUCGAACAAUUGUCCUUCAAGAAAUAAUUGGCAAAGGCCGUUUUGGGGAAGUCUGGCGUGGUCGGUGGCGAGGGGGUGAUGUAGCGGUGAAAAUCUUCUCUUCACGAGAAGAACGAUCCUGGUUCAGGGAAGCCGAGAUCUACCAGACCGUCAUGUUGCGGCAUGAGAACAUUCUGGGGUUUAUUGCUGCAGACAACAAAGAUAAUGGGACUUGGACUCAGUUGUGGUUGGUCUCUGACUACCAUGAGCAUGGCUCUCUGUUUGAUUACCUCAACCGGUACACUGUAACUAUUGAGGGGAUGAUUAAAUUGGCUUUGUCUGCUGCCAGUGGAUUGGCACAUCUGCAUAUGGAAAUUGUGGGAACCCAAGGAAAACCAGGCAUUGCACAUCGGGACUUGAAAUCCAAGAAUAUACUAGUGAAGAAAAAUGGGACUUGUGCCAUUGCUGACCUGGGGUUAGCUGUUCGCCAUGACUCUGUUACUGAUACUAUUGACAUUGCACCUAAUCAGAGGGUUGGGACAAAACGUUACAUGGCUCCUGAGGUUCUUGAUGAAACUAUAAACAUGAAGCAUUUUGAUUCAUUUAAAUGUGCUGAUAUCUACGCCCUGGGCCUUGUUUAUUGGGAAAUUGCUCGCAGAUGCAACUCAGGAGGUAUCCAUGAGGAGUAUCAACUUCCGUACUAUGAUCUUGUGCCCUCCGACCCUUCCAUUGAAGAAAUGAGAAAGGUUGUGUGUGACCAGAAGCUGCGUCCCAACAUUCCCAACUGGUGGCACAGUUAUGAGGCUUUGCGAGUAAUGGGGAAAAUGAUGCGAGAGUGCUGGUAUGCUAAUGGGGCAGCACGUCUCACAGCCUUGCGCAUUAAGAAAACUCUCUCUCAGCUGAGUGUCCAGGAAGAUGUGAAAGUUUAGUCUGCAAGUGCUAUCCGGAAGAACCUGCACAAAAGCUGCCAUGCUAGAACUGAUAAGUGAUGAAGAAGGCCUACCUCGUAUUUCUACAAAGCCUGCUGCUAUCAGCUGGACAACAUGGCCUGCAGGUGGUUCGGUGAGGAAGCUGGAGUUCAUAGACUUAGCUCCCUUCCUGGUUCAGGAGUGAAAUGCAUCUUUUUACAGAUCCCUUCUUAAGACUAUGAAGAGAGGAUUGUAUGGAGAGAUGUUCUCUGCAGCUGUCACCCUUGUUUCUCUGACGGAAAUCCCUGUAAAUUCUCAUGACAUGUUGCUUAGGGAAAUCUUGUGGCUUUGGAGAGGAAAAGAUUUCUUGUGUACUGCAAGUUGCGUGGGGUGGGAAGUUCUUAAGGACCGAUAGGUACAAACACAGGUCUUGUGUGUUUCUCUGUCUGGCCACAUGAACGUCUUCACCCUUUUCUGGCUUGACAGAUCUGAAGCCAGUACAACCAUUGGUGUUUAAGAAGUGUGCAUGUGCAAAGGUACGUGUCCCUGUGCCCCAGGUAUGUAUUGUACCCGCUUGUGCUCUUGUGCAUGUCAAAAUAUAGAGUGUCCCCUUGUGAAGUGCAGGUGCGAGUGCCCUCUUUGUCCACUAGUUGAACGAUAGCUAUCUUGUCUUUUCACUAGGGAGGGGUAGAGGGUCUGCUGUGCCAGUUGUUAGACCUACCAACCAGGGCACUUCACCAAUUGUCUCACUGCCAUCCUUCCCCUCUUUUAAAGCAAGGAAUAGAUACUGCUGUUGCUUGUUUUCAGGAGUCCCCUGUAAUGCUGGGUAGCAACACCUGCCUAGCAAAGAGAGAAAUUUACAGACAGUUUAACUUCAGCUGAAAUUGGUGCUGGUCCUGAUUUAAAGGGAGCAAGGUAAAAGAAGGGCUGGAGAAACAGGCUGACUCUAUAAGAUAAUUGUCCUUCCAUUUCUCAAGGUGCCUUUGGCACAACAAAAUAUUUUGAAUUUCUCAAAUAUGGGGAGAUAUGCAUUCAGAGACUUCCUGGCAAGAUUUGUCCACUGAGGAAUGAAUACUAUAAAACAAGUCUGUUUGUGUUUCUUUUUAAGUGUGUGUGUGUGUGUGUGUGUGUGUGUGUGUAAAUAAAUAUAGAUAUGUAUAUAUAUAGAUAGAUAUAUAUACACAUAUGGUCCCCCAUAUUCUAGAAGUUUCUGUCAGUCACGAGGCGGGUGGUGGGGGAGGGUUGGGAGUGGAUUAACUGCAUGCAUUUUGUUUCAUUUAAAUGAUCAAGGUUUAGUAAAACUGAUUUGGCUGUCAUUUUUGUGUUGGUACAGCCUGAGAUUGUAUUAUGGUACAAAUAAUUCAUUAAAACUCCAUUGUGUGGGGGUUGGGUGUUUGUGGUAGAUAACUCCUGAAGCCAUAACUUUUAACUGGAGUGGUUUGAUUAAUUUUGUUUAAUUCUUAUUUUAAUGGGUGGGUCUGGAUUUUAACUUUUUUUACUAUUCUUUGUAAGAGAAGUAAAAUUGAUAAUUACCUCUCGUUCUGUUUUUAAAGAAAUCACUGCAAAAAAACCUGAAAAAAUGCACAGAGCUCAAUUUUACACUGGAACUAUUUGUACUCAAAUCUUGAGCCCUGAUAUCUGAGGGGAGGUGUCUCCACUCUGAGACUGGGUGUUUUUUAAGACUGUAAAACAUUAUGUAUUUGCUGUCUGUGCGGGUGGGUGGUUGUUAGCGUACAUUGUGUGUGUCUGUCUCUCCCUUCUUCCCCUUCCCUUGUCCUUAAUUGUGUAGUGUGUAAAGUUGAUGAACUGUUGUGUUGUGCUUUGGAAUCAGUUUUAAUGUUCUCCUUUGGGUUUGAAACAAGCUACUUGUGUUUUGAAAUCUCAGGCACUGUUAUUCACAGAAGGAGAUGUGGAAUUUGUACUUCUGAUUGUAAAACUUGUCUUUUUCUGUAAAUUCAUCUUGAUCAUUUCUGAACCAGAGGCUACCACACAUUUCCAGAAGAGGGAAACAGCUCACAAAAAUCAUCUCAUCUCAGAUCUAAGAUGAAAGAUACCUUGAUGUUUAUAUAGAUUGUCCAUUCCUGUAAAUAAGAAAAAGGUUGUACUUGGUUGUUGGCACUGGAGGCUGAAGAUCACAAAGAUUCUGGAUGGUACACAUGUAUGUUGCAUAUGCAACAGUUCCAUUGUGUGAAUCCUCCUUGAUUUAAAACAAAAGGCUCUUUGGAGCUUCAAUUGUCCUUUGAAAUUCUGUGGUGUGGACUGUAGGAUGAACUUUUGUUGGGUAUAAGAAAUUAAUUUGAAAGACUCGUUCUUCUGAUAGGCACAUUGCAAGAAUUUUUGCAGAUCACUUCUAAUACAUACAGUAUUUCACUUCUGUGAUUUUGCAAUCCUAGUUGCCAAACCUAGAGGUAGAUUCUAUUCAGAUCAGCAGAUUGUGUUUCUUAUAAAGGCAAUUUGAAUUGGAGUGCUAUUUACCUAAUUAAUGUGUUACAGUAAUUUGUUCCUCUCUUUCAUUCUCUUUUCCUUUCUCUUACACUAUAUUUAGGGAGUUAAUGUAGGCACCUGGUAACUCCUCCUUGUACAACUCUGUUGUCUUGUAUUUAAAAGACAGCAGGUUGUAUCACAAUUACUAAUCUCAGGGUGGAUUUGAUUUAAAUCAAAUUAAUUUGAAUUAUGAUUUAAAUCAAAAGAUUUUUGUGACAUUUAUAU
Molecule: messenger RNA, 4556 nt
Organism: Pogona vitticeps (central bearded dragon)
Lineage: Eukaryota; Metazoa; Chordata; Lepidosauria; Squamata; Agamidae
Gene: ACVR1B
Product: activin A receptor type 1B
Biological process (GO): cellular response to growth factor stimulus; protein phosphorylation; cell surface receptor protein serine/threonine kinase signaling pathway
Cellular component (GO): signaling receptor complex; plasma membrane
Molecular function (GO): ATP binding; transmembrane receptor protein serine/threonine kinase activity
Source: RefSeq, a predicted model, not a curated record